Messenger RNA from Zingiber officinale, 1687 nucleotides. Its product is annotated as CD2 antigen cytoplasmic tail-binding protein 2 homolog. NCBI's taxonomy places the organism in Eukaryota, Viridiplantae, Streptophyta, Magnoliopsida, Zingiberales, Zingiberaceae. The record is from RefSeq and is a predicted model, not a curated record. The transcript is spliced from 10 exons. Bases 68 to 1330 code for a protein of 420 amino acids. Gene Ontology annotation, cellular component: U5 snRNP.
GCCUUUGGGAAAUCGCUGUAGAAUAUAUUGGUCGAAGCAGUCAGCCAACAGGCCGUCACCGAAGGGCAUGGCUGAAAGGGGCAAAAAGCGGCCGCUUCCUCUCGAAGAAUUCGAUCCGACGAAAGCACCGGCGCAGAGGCAGGCUAGGUUUCCAAAGGGCAAGAAGGCGAAACGUGUGGCCGCCGACCGAAUCCUCGAUGGGAACGGCGGGGACGAGAGCUGGAUGGCCCCCGAUCUCGCUUCCAAGAAGCGUGCCAAGCUCCGGAAUAAGAUGCGAGAGGACGCGGUCCUGGGUGAUCAGGUGGACGGCUUUUCCGGCGAAGUGCAGUACGAGGAUAAUACUAACUUUGAAGAUGAUGGUAUUCAAAUAGAACCAUUCAAUUUGAAGGAAGAGAGGGAGGAAGGCUAUUUUGAUGACAAUGGAAAUUUUGUUGAGUAUGCUAAACAAAAUGAAAUCAAGGAUGCAUGGCUUGAUAGUUUUGAAGUUGAUGCCAAGUUGGCAGGAAAGUUUAAGCCAAAAGAAUCUGCAGAGGAGGCAUAUGAUGAUUUGUCUUCAGAUGAUUUCGGAAAAAUAAAAAGGAGAAUAGCAAAUGCACUUCAACCUGGAGAAACAAUAAUUCAAGCUCUAAAAAGAUUGAAAGGCUCUUCAACAGAUAAGAAAGCAAAAAUGUUGGAGACCACAAAACAGAUAUUUGAUCAACUCACUGAAGAUGCCAUGAAACUCAUGGAGAAUGGAGAAUAUAAUGUUUACUAUGAAGAUCAGGAGACUUUUGUUCGGGAGGCAGAAGGAUAUGAGCGUAUAGUUUGUGCAAAGGAAGACAGAUCAAAUAACACAAAACAUUCUGAACCAACUGGUGGGGAAGAUAUAUUUUCUGAUAAUGUUCAGUCUGGGGAGCAUGUGUCUUCUAUAUGGGACAUUCAUCCUGGAACUUCAUCUGUUACAGACUCUGUCCAGCAAGCAUCCCCAGGUGAUGAUAAGUUUGACAUGUUUGGGGAUGAUGAUGACACUACAAAUGUGAAUCCACCAGUUCGAAGUGCGGUCAGCUCUUCUUCAGAUUUUCUUCAAGAUAAUCAACCUACAUCAGCAACCUUUGGUUUUUCCCAAGACUUGGACUCUGGAGAUGUCAAUUGUGGAGGGAUUGAAAAUGAUUAUGUAUAUGAUGAAUCAUCAGGUUACUACUACAGUAGCAGCUUGGGCUAUUAUUAUGACCCAACCUCAGGAAUGUACUGUUCUGCUACAACAGGAACAUGGUACACAUAUGACGAGCAAAGUGGUACAUACACAGAGAUACAGAGCUCGACAACAGGAGCUGAAGAUUCCCAUCCCUAGAUCAAUCAAAAGGGUGUAAACCUAAGUCCUGCUCACAGGAACUUCAAUGGUGGUAAAUCCACUAGAACAUCUAGAUCGUGAACAAAGGAAAAGAUGCUUACAUCAUCUCACCUUUUUUUAGUCAUUAUUUGUUUUAAAUCAAAGCGAUAAUUACAUCUAUGUAUCUAGCCCAAUAUUAACCAUGUAGAGCAGUAGUUAGUGUGACUUUGGGGAUUAUGAGCAUGUAUCAUUUCCUUUCAUCACACUUUGGUUUGCAUUAGUAGGUAUCACGGUGUUGAAUAUGUACUGCUGAUCUUCUUUUUGUCUUCAUGUGUAUUAACAAGCAAUCAUGUGAAAGAAACUUUGUUCCUGUCUUCA